ACUGGCAUAUUUAUAUUUGUUUAUCUACCUUUUCACAUGUUUGCAUGUAUAUUCUUACUAUCAGGCUGCUGUAGCACCAAAUUCCCCUGUGAAGGAUUAACAAAAGUUUAUUUAAUCCUACCUUAAAAUUUAAAACUAUUCACUCACACUGAACUGGCAAUAAAGGAAUAAAAGAAUAAAAUAUGUCUGACUAUGCUGUUAUAGGAGGUGAUCAUUUUCAGUUGUUUAUUUUCCUAAAAACAUCAUGUCCUGAAGUGUUACAUUCCCUGGGAAUGAGUUACUAUACAAACUAUAACGCAUUACAAUGAAAAAUGCGCGUUAAUAUAAAGCGCUGAUCUGCACCAUUGUUAGAGCUGCUGUUGUAGAAAAUUAAUCAAGUCCCCUUGACCAAUCAGAUUCGAGAAUCCAGCAGCGCUGUGGUGAAGGUCUUAUUGAGCGUAACUCCUCCUACUAGACAUGCCCGCUAAUUAAGGAACUUCCAACUGCACCAUUUUCUCUCCAAACAGCGCAAAGUGUCCAAUGAGUAAGAGAGGACAGACAUCAGAGCCUACAUCUACAUCCGGCAAUUUUAUUUCUUUUACUUUCUUUCUUUUUUUUUUUUUUUUUACGUACAACUUUGUGUAGAUGACGUCACUGCAAGAGGAGUGCGCAUCGUGCUGAAUUCAUCCUGACUUUGAAUUCACUUUGAGAGGCUUUACGUUUAAGAGCAAGAACAUGACACCAACAGACUUCCUGCUCGAAUGUCGACUGAAGAACUGAGACAUCUUUCGCAUUUCGAAAUGAACUCCACUGUAGAUAUCAUGCCGUCCGCCAAGGUGAACAUGAACAAGGUGAUUCGCGAGGGCUGCGAGCCAAACCCGUUGGAACGACUUCCGCCUCCCGCGAGCUCUAACAAACCCCUCACGCCUUUCAGCAUAGCAGACAUUCUCGGGAACCCGAGCGGAGGCACGCCCGCUCACCUGAGUUCACCUGUGCGCGCGAAGCACUGCAUCACGUCUCCCGUGAGUCAGACGUCACCGCUGUGCGCCCUGCAGGAGCUGACUAGUAAAACCUUCAGAGGUCUGGAGCUGGGUGUGCUCCAAGCAGCAGAGGGUAGAGAUGGACUCAGUGCCUUUGGCCAACGGAGCAACCCGAAAAAGCGCAGAAAGUCCAGGACUGCGUUCACACACCACCAGAUCUACGAGCUGGAGAAACGUUUUUUGCGUCAGAAGUAUUUAUCUCCCGUGGACCGGGACCAGGUCGCGCAGCAGUUAGCGUUAACCAACGCGCAGGUCAUCACCUGGUUCCAGAACCGCCGCGCCAAACUAAAGCGGGACAUGGAGGAGCUGAAAGCGGACGUGGAGUCGGCCAGAGCAGUCGGGGCCGUGCCUUUAGAGGAAACAGCCGCACUGGGUGAACUGGAAGGAAGUGCGACAGAAAGCAGUGGACACAUGGGGACACAGUGGUCCUCUCAGCUCAGACACGAGCUGCAGAGCGCGCACAAAUUGCACAUGUUGUGCACCACGUCGGCUUCCUUUUCAGACCACACAAGUCACACUGACUCUGAAGACGAGGACGUGGAAAUAGACGUGGAUGACUGAUUGCUCACCAGGGUGGAGAGAGAGUUAAAUGACUCCGUUUUUUAUUAAUAUUCCUGCUCUGUUUAUUAAAAUCAUGGAUUAAGUUGCUCUCACGUUUCGUCAUGCUGCUGUCAUUGCAUUUGGCAAACGCCUUUAUCCAGCUUGACUUACAUUUAUCUUAUUUAUAUAACUGAGCAGUUGAGGGUUAAGGGCCUUGCUCAAGGGCCCAGCACUGGUAGUUUAGGAGUGCUGGGAUUUGAACUCAUGACCUUCUGAUCAGGCAUCCAACAUCUUUAACCACUGAGCCACCACUGCCACCCGUGUCGCUUCUCUCUCAAGUUUCGGUCUGGGGGUUGAUUUACAGCCUUUAUGGGAUUCAUAAACUCAUCUACGAGUAUUUAUAACAGAUGGGUUUAUCCAGUUUGUACAAUGAGAGUUGUAGAAUAUUGUUGAAUGAAAACCUAUUACCUCUACAAGUGCCUCAAUUCUAGGCAUUUAUUUUAUUUUAUAGACCAAUUCUGUUUAAAUGUGUUUGAGAAUAAAGCUAAUUGUUUACAAACUAUUAAAUUUGUCCCCAAUUCUUAUUUUUAUUCUUCUUGCAGUUGUUAUCAGCCUACAUCGCUAAUAAUAAUUUCAUCUCACCUGACGAGCAAGAAGGAUUAAGUUCUAUUUGAUGACAAAUUAAGAGCCAUCAUAAGAGCCUUAACUCUUACUAUACGAGUUAAUAUGUACGUACUUCAUAUUGUACUAUACGUACAAUAUGAAACAGUUUGUUUUUUUUUGUUUUUUUUUACAUGUAGGCUAGAACUUGCCUUUUUUUACUCACAUGAUUCAUUCAUUGCAAACAUUUGUCCUAGGUUUCUAUUAUUCGCACUUGAUUUUUUCCACAUGCUUCAUUUAUUUCUAAGCAUUUCCCCCCCACACAGUUCAUUUAUUUCCACGUGUGUUUUUUUUGUUUGUUUGUUUGUUUGUUUUCUCCUCACGUUUUGUUUUGUCCACAUGUAGGGGAUGUGAAAUUUUUAGAUUUGAAUUUCUCGGUGGUUUCCCCCCCACGUGUUCACAUAUUAUUCAUAUGAUGUCACCUACAUUUGUACGAGUUAAAAAUGCACAUUCACAUGUUUUUCACAUGAGCAAAUAAUAUUCACGGAAUCACAGAUGGGAAAAGUCUGCUAUGAGAAAGUUGUUGUUUUUUGUUUUGUUUUGUUUUGUUUAGGGGUUUUUUUUUGUUUUGUUUUGUUUUUUGGUUUUUGGCCAGGUGCAUCUUGACUUCAUUAGGCAUGUUUGUCAUUCUAGUUAACUAACUGUGUGCAGCCGUCGGGGGGGAAAAGGAGGAAAAAAAGACAACAAAAACGUGGGCAUACUCUUUAGCAAACGCUAACUGCUGCAUCUUUCUUGCCUUUUUCGUUUUCGAGGCAUUCUUGCUAUUGUUUCUAUUCUGUUUCAAAGCAGUUGGCUCUGCUUUCUUCUUUCUGUUCCUCUAUAAGCGUGUCUCGGCUUUUUGACCUGGCAUCGUGUGUUUUGGCCAUUCGGGGCCGAAAUUUAUGUGAGAAACACCAAUCUGGGAGUCUGCGGAGAAAGGAAGCCACAAAAAACACAAAGUUUGGGUCCAGUUUUUUUUUCUUUUCCUCUCUUGCUUUUUUGUUCGCACACAGACGAGGCCGUAAUUUCAGCUUAAAAAGCAUGAAGGCUGAUGUGACAAGUGUGAAUGGCUGAGAGAGAGCCUCCUGCGGCGCGCCAUACUGAAACAAGCGCGUCCCGGCGCACGGAGAAAGACGCAAACGCUUGCGGGCCAUAUGGUUUUUAGAAAUUUCCUCACAAUUUCAGACAAUUUGAUGGAUUGCGUUAACCCUUUCUUUUAAAACCGUUUAACACUGCACAGACAAAAGGCACACAGUGGCUUUUUUUGGGGGUGUACAGAGGGCAUCUGUACUCAUGAAUGUCCGCGCUUUUCUUUUCCCUUUUUAAACCCGGCAUUUUUGAACAAGUCAAUGAAUUACAAUGAAACUCUCUCUCUCUCUCUCUCUCUCUCUCUCUCUCUAUGUGUGUGUGUGUGUGUGUUUGGAGAGAGCUUUAAAUGAUAUGUUUAACUUUUUCUCACACUCCUUACGUGUGUGUGUGUGUGUGUGCGUUUUUCAUGUGAAGUGUUUGUAUGGCGCUAUAGCUUCUGACAGUCUAUCAGCACUAUCACGCAUACAGUCUGGGAAAACAUCAUGCAGACAAAAUAUUGUCUCCCAAAUACUUUAUCUGCUUCUCAUACUUCAUGCUAAGGGGCUGAAUGUUUCCUUCUUCUGGGUUCCUGCACAUG
Ictalurus furcatus (blue catfish) is the source of this 3864-nucleotide messenger RNA. It is a transcript of the gene lbx1b, whose product is annotated as ladybird homeobox 1b. The transcript is spliced from 2 exons. Gene Ontology annotation, biological process: regulation of DNA-templated transcription. Lineage: Eukaryota; Metazoa; Chordata; Actinopteri; Siluriformes; Ictaluridae. Bases 741 to 1580 code for a protein of 279 amino acids. The record is from RefSeq and is a predicted model, not a curated record. Gene Ontology annotation, molecular function: DNA binding; DNA-binding transcription factor activity, RNA polymerase II-specific.